Messenger RNA from Bipolaris oryzae ATCC 44560, 192 nucleotides. RefSeq lists its product as uncharacterized. The record is from RefSeq and is a predicted model, not a curated record. The coding region runs from base 1 to 192 and encodes 63 amino acids. NCBI's taxonomy places the organism in Eukaryota, Fungi, Ascomycota, Dothideomycetes, Pleosporales, Pleosporaceae. The transcript has a single exon.
AUGUCCUCUCUCAAACAUCGUCGCCGUUUGAACACCAAUGCGGUCAUUGCGGUUCACUAUCAACCAACUGCAGUAUUAGUCUUUAGUCGAUUCACUGCUCCACACGCGUGGCGGAUAUCAUGCCAAGCUUUCUAUUUACGUUCAUUUCACUUUCACUCCCACACAACAAUGGCAACACUGUUGCGAUGGUGA